Microdochium trichocladiopsis is the source of this 2081-nucleotide messenger RNA. RefSeq lists its product as uncharacterized. The coding region runs from base 153 to 1988 and encodes 611 amino acids. The transcript has 2 exons. Lineage: Eukaryota; Fungi; Ascomycota; Sordariomycetes; Xylariales; Microdochiaceae. Gene Ontology annotation, cellular component: nucleus; RSC-type complex. Gene Ontology annotation, molecular function: DNA binding; DNA-binding transcription factor activity, RNA polymerase II-specific. The record is from RefSeq and is a predicted model, not a curated record. Gene Ontology annotation, biological process: regulation of transcription by RNA polymerase II.
CCAACCUACAAGGGAAGCAAUAGAACAAAAUUUACUUCGACGAUUGGUUUCAUUUGUUUUGGCUCGCCGAAUCUGGUUCCCAAGACCACAAAGACGACAUCACUUCUCCCCACGCUGCGUCGCGCUCCCACGGUGCAGGAGCUCUAGGCAUAAUGAAUAUGCAAUACGGCACACCCUCGGGCUUCGGGCCCAUAUUCAACUUUCCUGGUAACCCGGGAACCGGCUACCAGUAUUCCGAAACACAGUUUUCGGGCCACCCCGGCUUUGGGCUCCAAUAUCUGUACCCGUUCCAGGACCAACGCAGCCAGCUUAUGUCGGAGCACAGCGCCGUUGGUGACAGCAAGUCCGAAUCGAAACCCCGGCUGUCCAAGGAGGAAGUCGACAAGCUCGAGAAAAUAUUCCAGGAGAACCCCAAGCCGUCGAGUUCCGUCAAGGCACAACUCGCCGACGAGCUUGGCUUGGAGCGUCCACGUAUAAAUAACUGGUUUCAAAACCGGCGUGCCAAGGCCAAGCAGGAGAAGAGGCAGGAGGAGUACGAGGCACGGAGAAUGGCCGAGAAGGAUCUGAGCUCAUCGUCGACACCGCUCUCCCACGACGAAAACGCCACCGCAGGCGCCCGGCCAAGUUACUUUGCAGAGCCUGUCCCGCAGAGGAUGAACCCUUCGACGGCGCUGUUCCCAGAUUUUGAGCCUGUGGAGGAAGAGGGUUCCGCAGACGGUGCUGCAGCGGAUGACUACGCCAAGGACUUCAGCUCGCACAACGAGAUGGCAUUGGAAGGGAGCCGCGCUCCAUUUCAGUCCUUGCCAGCCCUAGACAUGCAAGCUGCUCACGUUCAGAUGUCCUCGUUCUCUCCCGAGAGUAUCUCGUCGCCAAACUUCGCCUCCAGCUCCACCGCCAACUAUCCGGCGUUUAUGAACACGGGGACGACCCUACAACAAAUGAAGGACAGUGCCGUGACCCCGAACCACGGGCUGCCUUCCCCCGAGGAAGAUGACACUGUUAGCGAAGCUGCACUGCGUGCCCAGUACAACCGGCUGCAGACGCGCAGCUACUCGACUUCGAUGGCCUCGCCUGCUCAUGGAGAGCUCAUCAUGCCACGCUCUUUUGGGGCUGAUGCGUUGGACUCCUUCAAGUCCCCUCCUCCGCCGGCCAACCUUGCUUCUAGGCGGAAAAUCCCUCGCCCUGUUGCUCUACAGACUGCGUCACUGAAGAGCCGGGCGCUGGGUCCUGGCACUACACCAAAGACAGUCUUGGACGGAUCCAGGCGCUUGGAUCCGUCGAGCCCUGCGACUGCCAUGCGCCGUAUCGUCUCUGCCACUGGAAACAUGCCCGGCCGCAUCCAGAAGUCGACCGCGACUCCACGAUCCCCAAUGUUCUUUGGCCGCAACUCUGAGGCUCUUUUGCAGUACCACACUCGGUCGCCGGCAUCGUCAGUCGGGCCCUUGACGUCUCCAUUCUCCGCCGCACCGACGACACCCAUGACGCCUGCUGUGUUGGGCAUGCAACCAGCUGCAGAGCCAGCGGUGAACACGACUGUGGAUGACGAUGCUUUUCUCAUGGACUCAAACACUCCUAUGGGUCUCCCCGGCGACUUCAGAGCAAACAUCAAGACGCCCCCAGGCACACCAGGUCUCAUCAUGCAUUCUGCCGCACACUUCCCUCUGCAAAACUUUGCGUCAAAUUCCGAUCUCGUGGACCAGCCUCUCUUGACUCCUUUCUUCCAGUCAGGUUUCCCGGACCUGCACACGAGAGAAAUGCCCAGCUAUGUCGAUCUGAGCGGGAGCAGCUUACCCGCGACGCCUCUGUAUCCAAACAUGUCGAUGGUGGGGCAGACUUCCCUGGCUGCCCAGACACAUGGUGCCACACAGUUUGACUGGGACGCCAAUGAGUCCGUCACCUCGUCAAGAUCAUCACCGGAUCUCUCCCGAUCUCAUAUCCACUUCAUCCAGAACAUGACGCCAAAUGACUACAGCAUCCACGACCGGUAGCAUGUGGUUCGGCAUUGCCACACGCCAUUGUACAAUCGAGCCGUUCUCUCCAUUUCAAACAUUUUCUCUCACAAGCCCACUCUGGGCUUCUCU